UAAUUCAAUGCUCACGGUUUGGCUUAUAUUACCAAUGAUAAAUGAAUAGCUAAAAAUGAUAGCUUAAUAGUGUUUUACCAAUAUAUGAUUUUAAAUGUUGAAUAGUGAUAACAGAUUAAAUAAAUUUUUAAUAUGGCUAGUCGAGGUAGAGGAAAAGGUAAGCCAUUAAUAUCACUAGGUGGUGAUCAAGGAAACUUUGGAAAAACUGAAGUUGCACCACCUAUAUUACAGCCACCACCAAGUUAUUUACCUUUAGAAUAUAAACCUCUUCCAACAACUAUUUCUAAUGAAUUGAGGUACUUGUUACAAUUAAAAAAGGAUUUUGCAGAAUAUAUGCAUGAAUCUCCAAAUAAUGUUUUACCAAUUGUAAUAAAAAAGGAUAUUGAAAGAUAUUCUGACCGAUAUCAGGAUUUAUUAUCUAUGAAGCAGCAGUACGAAUCAAGAUAUGAUUGGACUAGAAUGCCAAUAGAAUUAAAACGUAAGCCAAAAAAAAGAAAAGGUUUUAAACAAAAAGAGCUUGUAAAGAAAAAGAUAAGAGACAUUGAUAUUGAAUCAAAGCUACAAGAACUUGAGAAAAAAGAAACAAUACAUCAUAGUGAUGCAGAAGAAGAUGAAAAAGAUGAUGAUGAGUUGGAUGAAAAGGAUGUAGAAGAUAAAAUAGACAACGAAGAAGAGGAAGUUGAUGAAGAAAUGGAUGAAGGUACAGAUUAUGUCAAUAAUUAUUUUGAUAAUGGAGAAAAUUAUGAAGAUGACGAGGAAAAUCUUGACGAUGGAGCAAUAUUCUAACAUAAAUUUGUUUUUAUCUAUUGUUUAGGGAUUUUAUAAUUAUAGAUUAUGAUUAAAUAAUAA
Molecule: messenger RNA, 849 nt
Organism: Ceratosolen solmsi marchali
Lineage: Eukaryota; Metazoa; Arthropoda; Insecta; Hymenoptera; Agaonidae
Gene: Polr3G
Product: RNA polymerase III subunit G
Exons: 1
Coding region: 133-786 (217 amino acids)
Biological process (GO): transcription by RNA polymerase III
Cellular component (GO): RNA polymerase III complex
Source: RefSeq, a predicted model, not a curated record